AUGUGGUAUGCACUUGACACAUAUUAUGCUGAGACGGGGACCUUUUUGCUGCUGCAACGCCGCCUAAAUGUUGUGGUAUCUACAGAGCCAUCGGAGUUUGCGAUAGCCAACGUGCAGUGCCAGUACGACAGCCCGUCCGACACCGAGUCGGUGGCGUCGGUGGCGGGCGUGCGGACGGCUGACGACCACACGUACGACACGAGGGACGAGCCGCCCGCGUUUAUUAUACACCAGACGAACAAUGUGUCCCAGUCACUCUCGCUGCCGUCGAGUCCGUUCGUGGAAGUCCGGCCCAAGAUCAUGACCAUCGGCCCCUCGCACAACACGCCGGCUGUCAACGUCAUACACGUGGGGGAUAGGCCGCAGAUCCAAACGCCGCAGUCAACGCAGCCAGAGUUCAACAUAAACAAGCGCAUCCGGCGGAGUGAGGUAGUCUUGCGCCAGGCCGCUGAUUGUGUCAGCCGCGGACUCACCUUCCAGACCGUGUCGGAGCAGUUUAACAUACCCAUAUCCACCAUCAGGUUCUUCAUGGCACGCAAAGGCAUCUUACCUCGGAGGCGGCGUGGGCGCAGCACACAACUGAAGCCGUGCAGUAGUCCCGAGCCGCCGUUCCACAUGCAGCACUUCAAGCUUCCCCACAUGCUACCGCUCACUGACGAGCCCGACAACUGAGGUUGAGGGUAGACGAAGAAACAUGAGGCUUGCGCUUAUUCUGAGUCAACUACUUACUGUGUCUAAAGGCGCAUUUUAAAAUAAAUGUCUUACUGAAGUACAUUUUACAACCCAGGUUUAACUACUGUAUGUAAAAGCAGUUUUUAAAAGCGUGUUUGCAAAAAAAGACCGUGAUCUGGGUCGAAGUGCAGUGUAACUUUUGUGAUCCGGGUCGAAGUGCAGUGUAACUUUUUUGACCCUAUCGAAGUGCAGAGUAAUUUUUGUGACCCGGGUCGAAGUGCAGCGUAACUUAUGUGACCCGGGUCGAAGUGCAGCGUAACUUAUGUGACCCGGGUCGAAGUGCAGUGUAACUUAUGUGACCCGGGUCGAAGUGCAGCGUAACUUAUGUGACCCGGGUCGAAGUGCAGCGUAACUUAUGUGACCCGGGUCGAAGUGCAGUGUAACUUUUGUGACCCGGGUCGAAGUGCAGCGUAACUUUUGUGACCCGGGUCGAAGUGCAGUGUAACUUAUGUG
Messenger RNA from Ostrinia furnacalis (Asian corn borer), 1185 nucleotides. RefSeq lists its product as uncharacterized. The record is from RefSeq and is a predicted model, not a curated record. NCBI's taxonomy places the organism in Eukaryota, Metazoa, Arthropoda, Insecta, Lepidoptera, Crambidae. The coding region runs from base 1 to 672 and encodes 223 amino acids. The transcript has 6 exons.